Quercus lobata is the source of this 774-nucleotide messenger RNA. RefSeq lists its product as uncharacterized. The transcript has 2 exons. The coding region runs from base 1 to 774 and encodes 257 amino acids. NCBI's taxonomy places the organism in Eukaryota, Viridiplantae, Streptophyta, Magnoliopsida, Fagales, Fagaceae. The record is from RefSeq and is a predicted model, not a curated record.
AUGGGAGGUGACCCAUCUAGGAGGAAUCAAAACUUGUACUGUAUUUACCACCAGGAUAAGGGUCAUACUACUGAGCAGUGCCGAGAAUUGAAGGAUCAUCUCGGGCAGUUGGUGAAGGCCGGAUAUUUAAAGAAGUUUGUGGUGGACUUAGGGGACCGAGGUAUGGGGCAGGGCACUCCGCAAAAGAGGAACCCUCUUCCACCCCCUCUAGGGGUAAUUGAGGUCAUCCAUGUUGCCCCAGGGAGUCUCACUGCAACAAGAAGGAAAGGAGUGUUGAUUGUACUACCAAUGGAAGGCUACUCGGGCAUACAGUCGUCUGAGAAGAGGAUGAAGCUUGCCCGGGAGCCUAUCGCUUUUGAUGACGACGAUUUGGAAGGAACAAUUCAACCACAUGAUGACACGUUAGUACUCACGACCCGGAUAAGUGGCUUCUUGGUGAAGAGGGUAAUGAUAGACCAAGGAAACGAGGCCGACGUGAUGUAUCCGGACCUAUUCAGGAGGCUCGGAUUGAAGAAUGAGGACCUUUCGAAGUAUAGUACACCAUUGGUCGGGUUUGAUGGUAAAGUGUAUGUGGAUGUGUUUGCAUGGAGUCCAUAUGAGGUGCCCGGGGUGGAUCCUGAAUUCAUUGUCCAUAGGCUCAACGCAGACCCAUCAUUCCCUCCUAAGAAGCAGAAGCCGAGGAGAUCAGCCAAGGAGCAUGUUGAGGAAGUGAAGUCAGAAGUUCAAAGGCUGAAGGAGGCUAGGGCGAUAAGGGAAAUCUUCUUCCUAGAGUAG